Brassica napus (rape) is the source of this 1332-nucleotide messenger RNA. RefSeq lists its product as uncharacterized. The record is from RefSeq and is a predicted model, not a curated record. NCBI's taxonomy places the organism in Eukaryota, Viridiplantae, Streptophyta, Magnoliopsida, Brassicales, Brassicaceae. The coding region runs from base 1 to 1332 and encodes 443 amino acids. The transcript is spliced from 3 exons.
AUGACUACAACGAAAACAAGGGAAGGAGAUCCUGCGAUCAAGUGCCCUAUGUUGACUUCUACAAAUUAUACGGUAUGGGCCAUUAGGAUGAAGAACGUACUCAAGGUGCAUAAAGUCUGGAACAUCGUUGAAACAGCAUCAGGAGAGGAAGAUAAGAAUGAUCUAGCUAUUGGUUUGUUGUUUCAAGCGAUACCAGAAACAUUAGUGUUACAAGUUGGAGAGUUGGAUACGGCAAAGAAGGUGUGGGAUGCUAUUAGGGCUCGUCAUGUUGGCGCAGAGCGAGUCAAAGAAGCAAGGCUCCAAACCUUGAUGUCGGAGUUUGACAGACUCUCCAUGAAAGAAGGAGAGAAGAUAGAUGACCUCGCAGAAAAAUUGUCAGAGCUUUCUUCUAAGUCUUCUGCCCUAGGUGAAGAGAUUGAAGAAUCAAAGUUGGUUAAGAAAUUUCUUAAGAGUCUCCCUCGAAAGAAAUACAUACACAUCGUAGCAUCACUUGAACAAGUACUUGACCUUAAAGACACCAGUUUUGAGGACAUUGUUGGUCGAUUGAAAGCCUACGAAGAAAGAGUAACCGAAGAGGAAGAAACUCAAGAGGAUCAAGGAAAACUCAUGUACACCAACACUGAUUCUCAGACUUCUCGAGAGAACUAUGAUGAUUACAGAGGAACAGAGGACGAGGAGGAAGAGCUUACAGAGGACGGGGUCGUGGAAGGAAUGGAGCUGCAAGAGGCACAAGAGCAGGACAAAGAUGACACACAACAUGCAGACGAGCUCAUGAUGCAUGAAGUGGUGUAUUUAAACGAAGAUAAAGUUGUGCCAAGCAAGUUUGAGACACACGAUGAUCAAGAGAACAUGUGGAUAGAUAUUAAAGGGAAAGGAAGCAUCGAGUUCGUUGACAUGAAUGGAGAGCACAGAGUCAUGUACGACGUCUACUACAUUCCUGACUUGAAGAGUAACAUCAUAAGCCUUGGUCAGGCCACAGAAGCAGGUUGUGACAUCAGAUUAAGAGGAGAUUGUUUGAUUAUGCAUGAUAAAGAUGGAAAGCUGUUGUGUAACGCCACAAGAUCACCAAAUCGCCUAUACAAGGUUCGCAUGGGAGUAAAAGGUAAUGCAUGUUUGCUGUCUACGGUUUCUAGUGAAUCACUACGCUGGCACUCGAGAUUAGGUCACAUCAACCUUGAGACUAUAAAAUCCAUGGUUCAAAGAGAGCUCGUAGUAGGUAUACCACAAGUCGUUGAUGUAAGAGAAUUUGCAGCACAUGUCUUCUCGGAAAGCAGACAAGGAAGAUGUUCCCACAAGCAACCGCAUAUCGAGCUAGCAAAGCACUUGAACUGA